ACAGUUGUUCGCGUUAGAGGUGCAGAUGUCUCCUUAAUACCGGAGGGGAUUUAUAAAACACUCGUGCAAGCCCGCGGGGAGGAGGAGCAACACGUUGAGUAAUUUAUCCUGCGUGACAUUAUUAAGUGACAUCAGUGUUUAUUUCCGCCAGAAUUAUUUUAACCGGCCCUGCAACUUUACUAUGGGCUUUGGUGUGGUCACUGCGUUAUUUAACCCAGUCGCUCGGUCUCCCACGCCAGACGGCAGAGGAGCACUAAAAGUUUCUGCGUUGUUAGGGGCAACUGCGCCGCCCGCCAAUCACAGCGGGCCGAGCGGGUCACCUGACCACAGCCGGCGCGCUCAUCGGCGCUUCCAACAUGGCGAGCGAACGCCGCUGUUGAGAAUAGUUUUUUUUUUUUUGUGUUAGUUUCUUAAUCUAUAAAGUUAUUACAGACGCGCUGCGCGAGCACGAGAGGACGCGGAGCACGUCGCGUAACACGGAUGGCCGUCGCAAACGCGCGUACCGAAGACGCUGUUCCCGGCGGUCGGGAGGAAGAGGAGGAGGAGGAGGAGGAAGAAGACGGCGGGUCCUCCUCGCCGAGUUACUGCUCCGAUGACCUGGAACCAGAAUGGCUUGACGACAUCCAGAAGAAUGGGGAGCUUUUCUACCUGGAGCUGAGUGAUGGCGAAGAGGAGGCCGCACUGGCCCAAGCCGCCGGCCAAGGCGUGUCCACCAAUCACGUUCGCUUUAGCGAGGAGACGGCCGAGGUCAUCACGGAGCAGAACAACAGCAAGAAGAAGAAGAAGAAGAAGAAGAAUCCGCAGCCAUGCGGCUCGCAAGGGAACGGCGAGCCCACUCUCAAGAGGUUAGCCAGGAUCCUGAGGAGAAAACGCCGGCCAUCUCCGCAACGAGAAGGCGGAGGCAGAGAUGGAGAUGGAAAGGAUGGGGGCAAAGACGCCUCCACUUCAUCACCCCCAGCCUCCAUCCUUAAGAACCAGCCCGGUCAAAGGCCGGGCGUGACGGUUCCUCAGCAGCAGCAGCAGCUAAAGGAGGUGUGCGUCUACCUGAACCCGAAACGCCUCGGAGGUCCAUCCACCCCUCUGUCUCAGGGUGGGGGGCUGCUGGAGGCGCUGCUGGGGGUGGUGCACCGCGCCUCGUGGAGCAGAAGCCGAGAGGAAAGACUCACCGUUUGUGGAUUCGUACCCAACGGCCCGGCCGCCAAGUGUGGCCAAAUUCUGAUAGGUGACGUGCUCGUGGCAGUGGACGAUGUGGACGUGACCUCUGAGAACAUCGAGAGGGUUCUGUCCUGCAUCCCGGGACCGACGCAGGUGAGGCUGACGUUGGAGACGGCGCCUCAGGUCGGCGACGCUUCACCGGGCCGCAGGACGAAGGCGUCCUCUCCCCCGGUCAGCCAGCUGGUGCGUCUGCUGUGGGGAGAGGACACGGCGGAGCUUCAGAUGUCCAUCGGACACGUCCCGCACAUUGCCAUGUUCCUCUCUCUCAAACUGGACUCGGCAUCGCCGCAGGAAGAGGAGGAGAUCUUGUACCAGUACCCGGCCUCCGAGGCGUCCGGACAGCUGAAAGGGGUGAGGGGCAUCUUCCUCACGCUGUGUGACAUGCUGGAGAACGUCACCGGGGGGCGGAUCCUCAGUUCUUCUCUCCUUCUCGGGAAGCGGCUGGUUCACGUGGGCUACUGGAAGGAGGGCGGCUACCUGUUGGUCAUCGGCCUCCCCGCGGACAGGGUUCCACUGCUGUACUUGCAGACGGUGGUGGGAGACGUAGUGCGCACACUGAAAGUGAUGUACGGCUCCUUGGACAAGGCGUUCCGUGACGAGGACCACGCUCCCAGGUUGGACCACUUUUUCUGCCUGUUCUUCCAGCAGCUCAUCCAGCCGCUCCGCUUGAGGGACGGCGCCUCAGCGACCGCCGCCGAUGUCUCGGGGACCCUUUUCCUCGACGGGCUGCCAGCGGUCCGAUGGCUCACGCUGCCUCCGGAAAUCAAGAUGGAAGUGGAGACUGUGCUUUCUGAUUUUGAGUCUUCUGAUUUUGGUGAAAUGUCUGAGGACUUUUUUGGCCUGAGGCGACUGUACCUGAUUCUCGGCUCCUGUUUGUUCUACAAGUCCUACCUGAUAGCCAACCAUCUGCCCAAAGAGGACCUGCUGGACGUGUGCCUGUACUGCCAGCACUACUGCCUGCUGCCGCUGGCCUCUGAGCAGCGGGUGGGUCAGCUGGUCAUCUGGAGGGAGGUGUUCCCCCAGCAGAGAGCCAACAGCAGCAGCACAACGCCCGGCUACAGCCUGCCUGAAGGACGUCACUUCCUCCUCAUCGUUGGAUUGAGGCACUUCAUGCAGUGUGUGCUGUUGGAGGCAGGUGGCUGUGCUUCACCAGCUCUGGGCUCUACAGGACCUGAUUGUGUUUACGUGGAUCAGGUGAAGGCCACACUGCUGCAGCUGGAGGUGUUGGAAGCGGGCAUUGAGGAGCGUCUCAACGCUCCGCCUACCCCCUGCCUGUCCUGUGCCGACUGGUUCCUCCCUGCUGCCUCCUCCGCCUCCCCCGUCUUCAGCAAGCUAGCGGGGGCUGUUAAAGGCUCCUCGUCCUCCAGGUCCAGAGGCCGUAGCCUGUUUGGGGAGAAGGCCCGGAGGUCCAGCCCGCAGAGGAGCCUGGCUGACAGCGGGAGCGAUGGACAGACGGACGCCGGGUCGGGAUCGUUUUCGUCGACUGCUCCGGGCCUCAGUCCGCAUUCCACCCCGGACUCGGCGAGGAAGCUGGGGGGGCGCCGGGACUCGUUGGGAUCCGGGGGGUCCGAUGGGAGUGGAGGCAGCGGAGGCCUCUUUAAGAUCCCCCGAAUGAAGCACCCAAACCCGUUCUACCUGGGCACCCUGAAGAAGACCCUGACUGAGAGGGAGGCGGAGGAGAUGUACAACACCACAAAAUUGACCUCGGGCGCAGAGAACACCUUGUUCCAUUACGUCUUGAUGGAAACCGUUCAGGGGAUCUUCAUCGCUCCGACCCACAGGGAGGUGGCUCAGCUCAGCGGCUCCAUCCACCCACAGCUCAUCCGUAACUUCCACCACUGCUGCCUCUCCAUACGGGCUGCAUUCCAGCAGAGCCUGCCUGCCAAGGGCCGGCGGCCUGUAGACCGGCCUCGGGGCGGGGGGUGGGGUCUGGGUCCCGUGAAGGAACAGGGGGUCCUGUUUCAGUGUAAACCCGAAAACUGGACCGACCAGAGGAAGCCCGCUCCCACCAUGACUUACUGGGUCAUAGGGCGGAUGCUGCUGGAGCCCGUCCCUCAGGAGUUCUACGUGUGUUUUCAUGACUCGGUGGCAGAAGUUCCUGUGGAGAUGGCCUUCAGACUCUCUUUUGGCCUGGCCUUGUGACCUCAACAUCCAAGACUCUCCGACUCCCCAACAUUUCCUGUUACACCUGUACACCGAAGGCCCGUCUUGGAAAGAACCCUGAUCACAGCAGAGUUUGACCACUGGUGACCAAAGAGGCUUUGAGUCGAGGAAAAGCCUCUUCUGCUGAGAGCAAGUUAGCGGCUGUAAACUUUACCAUGCUCAACCAAUUAACUGGUUGAUAACUAAGCUGUUGCACGAGUCUCUGUGGAAACGGGACGAUUAAGGUUUGUUUGCUGUGUUGGAAAGCCUUUCCAGUUGUUAAUUUAACAUGUACAGUUUGUAUGGAGUCAUUUCUCGAAGAAGAUUAAAGAAUGAAUUCGG
Molecule: messenger RNA, 3699 nt
Organism: Gasterosteus aculeatus aculeatus (three-spined stickleback)
Lineage: Eukaryota; Metazoa; Chordata; Actinopteri; Perciformes; Gasterosteidae
Gene: intu
Product: inturned planar cell polarity protein
Biological process (GO): establishment of planar polarity; vesicle-mediated transport; cilium assembly
Cellular component (GO): cytoplasm; cilium
Molecular function (GO): protein binding
Source: RefSeq, a predicted model, not a curated record